AUGUCUCUAAGUCGUACGGCCUCGGCCGCACUGCCUUUCGUGAUAGGGAUUCUGGCAGGCGCUGCGCUGUUGACAAUUCAGCAGAUCAUGACGGGAGGGAACAUUUCGUUCCCCAACGUCUCUUCGUCUCUCUUUGCUUUUAUGAAUUCAGCCAACCAAUCCGUCUCGCAACACGUGGGCAAUCCUGAUUGGCUGGCCUCUUCUGCUUCGAUCGGCGCUGCUACUGACGAGAUUCGUUACAACACGGACGCAGAACCUGUAGAAAGCAAGCUCAACGUGCAUCUGGUAGCACAUUCGCAUGAUGACUUGGGAUGGACGAGCACCAUUGACAAGUACUACGUUUCAUCAGUACAGUACAUUAUCGAGACUGUCAUCGACCAACUCGAGGCAAACCCUGACCGCAAAUUCAUCCAGGUGGAGCAGCGCAGCAACGGAGGGUGGGUGAUGCACGACGAGGCCACCACACACUACACCGACAUGGUCCACCAGAUGUCGCUGGGGCUGCGCUUCCUCCGCUCCGAGUUCAACGUCACGCCGCGCGUUGCAUGGCAAAUUGACCCGUUCGGCCACUCGGCAACCCAAGCCAGUCUCAUCACUGCACAGGCUGGGUUUGAUGGGAUAUUUUUCUCGCGGGCAGACUACCAAGACAUGGCCAAUCGGCAACAAGAAAAGAAGGAAGAGUUUGUGUGGCGUGCGUCUAAAACAUUUGGGAAAUCGGCCCAGGCGAAGGUGACACGGUCGAACCACGUGAUGUUCACCAUGGGGAAGGACUUUGCCUACUCCAACGCCAUCAUGUGGUUCAAGAACAUGGACAAGCUCAUUCACUACGUCAACCUGGACGGUCGGGUCAACGCCCUCUACUCCACGCCUUCAAUCUAUCUGGACGCCAAGCAGCAAGCUGAGGAGACCUGGCCGGUCAAGACUGGCGACUUCUUCCCCUACGCUGACGCACCGCACGCCUACUGGACCGGCUUCUACUCCUCCCGCCCAGCCUUCAAGCGCUACGUGCGCUCCUGCAGCACACUGCUGCUGGCAGCAAGCAUUCUCGAAGCAGCAGUGGGGCGAGAGUCCCUGCAAGCAUGGGGAGGCGACACUGACGGGAUGAACCUUGUGGGCUCUGGCGCUGGCCGAAUGAUGGUCAUGAGUUUCCAUCCCUCGGAGGCGCCUAGUGUGGCAACUGGAGAGGGUGGGAGUGGCGGCGGUGACAGCAAUGCUGGUGCAGGAUACGGGUCUGCUGCUGCUACUGGUGCCGGUGGUGGUGGUGGUGGGGAUAGUAAUGGUGGUGUUACUGGUGCUGGGAGUCGGGAGGCUCAGGCCGCGUCGACAGCAUUGCUGGGGGAGGCAGUGGCAGUGGUACAGCACCACGAUGCCAUCACAGGCACGGCCCAGCAGCACGUGAAUGACGACUACACACUCCGCCUGCACCGAGCAGCACAGGAGGCCUCCACUGUUCUCACCAGCGCUCUGGCAUACCUCAUUCUGCACCCGCCGCCUCCUCUUCCUCCCUCGCCUCCCACCGGCACCAACUCCUCUGCACCAGGGCUCAUUGCAGGAGGAAGGUAUCAACAGGGGGAGGCGGCUGCAGGAGAAGCCGAAGCUGCUGCUCGAGACGUGCCCUCUGCUGAACAUCUCCUUCUGCCCUCCAUCGCACACCGCCUCCUUCCUCCCGCCCCUCCCGCCAUCCGGUCUCUGCUCUCCACUCCACUCCCUCUAUCAUCCCCACCAACUGUACCCACCAUUCUGUGCUAUUACACCUCAUCCCUCACUUUUCUUUCAUGCAACCAUCCGCUACUGCUGACCCAAGCAUGCCCCCCUCCCCUCCAUUCUUCCUUUCUUCCCCCUCCUUCCGCUCUCCCUUACUCCCCUCUCCUGCCGCUCUCCCUUUCUCCCCCCUCCUGCCGCUCUCCCCUUCUCCCCACCACUCUUCCCUCUCCCUCCUGUCGCCCUACCCACCACCCCCUGCCAUCAGUCAUCCGCGCGUUCUACGCAGCAGCACAUGCAGGCGCCAGUGUGCCUCCAGUGGAGCAGCAGCAGGGGGUGAUGUCAGUGGUGUUCCGUGCUGAGGUGCCUCCUUUGGGCUACUCCACAUUCUUCCUCACUGCAGCCCAGCCAGGAGCUGUGGGGGCAGCAGUGAGCAGCAGUGACUGGAUCUUGGGACCAAAGAAGCAGAGGGGACGGAACACGAGGAGCAAGAAGGGGAAGAAGAAAAAGAAGAAGGCAAAGAAGGAUGACUAUGAGGAGGGAGCGGAAGGAGGGGAGGGAGGGGAGGAAGGGGAGGCAGAAGAGGAAGGGUAUGAGGAGGGGCAGGAGGAAGGGGUUGAGGCAAAAGGGGAGGAGGGCUAUGCUGGAGGGGAGGAAGGAGGGGAGGCGGGGGAGGGAGAGGAGGAGGAGGAGGAGGUGGGUGAUGGUGUGGGUCAGGAGGAUGAGAUAGUUCUUGGGGGGGUGGUGGCUGGUCGGCCGGCAGCGCGUGUCUAUUUCUCCAAGGCUGCUCGUGGAAUGACACGUGCUGAGCUCAUCAAGCCGAAUGGCAAGGCCUUUGCCACGCUAGCAGCAGCCAACAUCAGCAGCGAAAUGCUCUUUUACUCAUCUGCAGAGUCAGGAGCAUACAUCUUCAAGCCCACAGCAGACGGUGCGCUGCCGUUCCGCAGGAAGCAGAGGGUGCCGAUCCGCGUGCUGCGAGGGCCCAUCGUGGAGGAGUUUCACCGCCAGGUGGCGCGUGACGUGUCCGAGGUGUAUCGAGUUUACCCGGGGGAGAAUUACGCCGAGCUUGGCUACUCCAUAGGCCCCCUCGUUGAGGAUGGGUCCCUGGGGAAAGAGGUCGUUGCCUCUUUCUCCUCUUCCAUUCAGAGCGGCGAUAUCUUUCACACGGACUCCAACGGCCGUGACUACCUCAAACGAGUGACGGUGGGCGCGUUCAUCGGGGAUGGCGAGGCACAGCUGUCGCUGCUGGUGGACCGAGCAGCCGGUGCUGCCAGCCUGGCAGCCGGACAGCUCGAAGUCAUGCUGCACCGCCCAAGUCACUUCCCUCCCUUGGGCGUCCAGGUGGUGGGAUCACUCCGCUUCGCAGUGCUGCCAGACACACGGGCACGGCCAGGCACACCCCCACAGCAGGCAUCAGGCGGGGCAGCAGCAGGGGCCUUCUGGCGGAGAGAUCACUCCCAGAGGAUGCUGUCCCCGCUGCAGCUCGCUUUUGCUGUCGAGGGCAGCGUAUGCAGUGGGAGGGAGGUGAGGGCGGAGGGUUCACACUCACUUACUGCUGUGUCCACCUCCUCUGCCUGUUGCUCUCCUCCACACUCCCUCCUCAUGCGCUUCUUCUCUCUUCUCAAUUUCCUUCACCCUGCUGCAACCGACGUUUCUGGCACAUCUGCUGAACCUGCUGCUGACAGCACAGGAGCGACGGGGGUUCUUGUGGCGCCACUCCCUCUUCCAGAGCGCUCAGCAGGAGGUGGCAAGGGCAGGGACACGUGGCAGCACCAGAGGGAUAGGCGGCAGCACCCUCAGCUAGCUACCAGCUGCCUCGAAAUGUGGCUAUAA
Messenger RNA from Closterium sp. Naga37s-1, 3534 nucleotides. The record is from the annotation of a GenBank genome assembly. Lineage: Eukaryota; Viridiplantae; Streptophyta; Zygnematophyceae; Desmidiales; Closteriaceae.